Molecule: messenger RNA, 8076 nt
Organism: Macrobrachium nipponense
Lineage: Eukaryota; Metazoa; Arthropoda; Malacostraca; Decapoda; Palaemonidae
Product: cytosolic carboxypeptidase 1-like
Exons: 24
Coding region: 2125-5412 (1095 amino acids)
Biological process (GO): protein side chain deglutamylation; proteolysis
Molecular function (GO): zinc ion binding; metallocarboxypeptidase activity
Source: RefSeq, a predicted model, not a curated record
CAACACUAGUGACUGAACGGAGCGAGGAGAAGGUUGGCAGCUUCCUCUGUCUCGUGUCUAGAUCAGUUGGUUGCGGGAGCUGGUGAGGGACGGGUGUGCUUUCGUGGCGAGUGGCCUAGAAACUGUAAAACCCCCUCGACGAGAACAGCCUCUCCAGUGAGGGAAUGACGGAGAGUCAUUUAGAACUUCCUUGACUCCCGUUUAAUUGUUAUGAGCGGAUCUUGAAGGAAAGGGCUAACGGAAGGCAGAAUACACAGAGAUAAAUAGUUUCAUUAUCACCGAGGUGUCUGUUGCAAUUUGUGAUUGCUUCUUUGCCGUUUGUCGACGAGAUAAUUGUGAGGAAAGAUGGGACUGCGGCGGGUCGGCUCAGCUGUGCGGCCGUACCCAUGAGGAGGAACCCGGCGACUGAAGGAGCCACUGCUGGUAUCAGCGUUAGUUUCAACGGGCGGCCUCUUCUCUUCCCCUCAGCAACUCUUUCCCUCUCGCUCGAAGGCCUUUCUCGCAAGUCUCGCCCUCGUCGUCUCCUCCUACUUCAAGAAAACCAGGUUAACUGCUGCUGCUGGAGCAGUCUUCAUUCGUCAGGUCGUCGUCUUAUGUUCAGUCGGAAGGCGUUGCCACGUUUCGUACUAGUGGCAGCUUUGAUUUGAUGAAGUUUUAUUAUUAUAUAAAUAAAUAUCUGUCGGAACUGCAAUUCUAAUAGUUUAUGAACAGUUUGAUGGCGCAGGGAAAGGUGCGGUCUUGAUUUGAAGUCAUUCGUUCAUUGCGUCCACAAAAACAAAAUCUGGAUAGAGCAAAGCUUCCAGUCUGUUUCUUAAGAAGAAGAAACUGUAAGUAAAUAAAACAGUACGUGUUAUAAUCCGCAUUAAAUAGACUGCUAUAACGUCGCAGUAACUUUACGAGAAAGAGAUCCUGAGCCUUCAUUUUGACACGAACUUCAAAGUUACAGCCAUUUUGCGGGAAGCUGAAGGAAGUCGAGGGUUGGGAAAUGUGCAGAAGAUUUUUAGGGUACAAAAAGAUCAAGGAAAUUUGUCCCCUUUUUAUGUAAAAGUAAAAAUAAGCCACAGUGGUUUUAGGGAGGUUGUGAGAAAAGAAAUAUACGAGGCAUUUUGGAAUACAUUUUGAAAUCACCCUUAAGAAUUCGAGAUUUACAAUCCAAUAACACUUAAUGCGAAAGUGCCAUACCGAACGAUAAAUAAUUUAUAUAAUAUUAUUUCGAAAACUUUCUUAUUUGUAUAUAAGAGUUUAUGAUAUUUUUUGUUACGUCGUUCCCGUAGUGUACCCUCCUUAAGAGGUAUUUUAAAGCGUUUAAUUUCUGAAAUGAAAGUACACGAGGUAAUUGUAAUGUUUGUGACAAGCUUUUAAAAACACCAGCAAAAUAAGUCGAGAGUUGACUAUAUCCCUUAACAGUUAAAGUUGAGUUACAGUCGCCUAUAGUGUGAAGUCUCCUUGCGUGUGGUAACCCUCCGUCCCCUUUUAGGCCUAAACGGUGAUUUUAUAGGCUGAGAACGCUUGAAACUGUUACCGUUAUAUGAAAUAUAGAUAAGACAAAGUAGAUAACUAUAUAUAUUUAUACUCAUCCGUCCUGUGUUGUUCGUGAAAUUGUAGCGCAUAGAGAGACAUCGAUUCCUUGCAAGAAAGUUAUUGAAGUGGUCAUCCUAGAGGUAUAUUAGAAUAGGUAAAGAGUGCAUGUAUAAUAAAUCCUGCGAAAGUGUAAGCCUCGCAUUCCUGUUUUAAACUGAAAAGUAGCCCUUAUCCCCCCCUCACCCAAAGGUCCAAAGUAUCCCUCGUCCAAACUUCCGUCCCGUUCCGUGUCCCUCGUCCGGAGGCUUAGAGAACUUAGCCUUGAAGAUUAAGGCUACGCUGGAAAUCACCAAGACUCUGCAGGUGACUAAGAUUCGACUGGUGUCGAGCGCCUCGAAGCCCGGCUCCAGGAGGAGAAGCAGCCUAGACUCAUCCACCUCUUCAACCGCCGGGAGCGACUGCUGUCACCCUUCCGGCAAGAGCCCUAAGAAGGGCCAGGACAAGAAGAAGAAGAAAGGGCGGCCCCACAAGAAGAAGAAGAAGGUAGAGGAGGAGAAGCCCUCGAGAACCACCUCCAACGGCAAGAGAAGUCCCAAGGCGAAGAUGGCCACGGAAGAGGACCCGCUGUCGGUCACCCUUGACCGCCUGACGCAGGCCGUCGCUCAGCCUGUAGAAAAUAUGGACACCAUCAAGACACUCAUCUCGAGGCUGCACUCCAAGCUGAAGGUUCAGGAGAGCAGUUGCAUUUCUGUCUGUGGGACAUUUUUCCCUUGGAGUGACUACACUGAACACUUUGCUGUAGUAAUACCAGACGCUGAAGUUCGCCUCUCCACCUUAGCCAAGAUUAUCCCUCCUGAAAGGCAGACUCUGGAGCAACUGGUUCAUCUCAUAGAGGUUUGCCGCGAACCGUCGAUGGUGACAGCCGUGUGUUCUCUUCUCCAUGAUGCUCUUUCUCCCAGCAAUAAAGGAGAUAUACGUGACAUAGUCAUCCAAACGUGCCUUGCCCUUAACACGGCUGAAGUAAUCCUGCGGACUCUGAAAUCCUUGUCCACGGAAGGAUUGACAGUGAUAGAGCCAUGCGUCCAUCCUGCUUAUCAAGUUCUGGCAAAACUGGCAUCCAAAGAUCCCAAGCUAGCAGUAAAGGCGCGUCUUGUUGGUGGUGUCAAGCUGACUCAUCAGCUCUUACAAGCACACAUGAAAAACAAUGUUCCUCUUUUACCGCUUCUCAUGGUAACAAAGUAUCUCGCAAAAAAUUCAACAAACCAAGUAAUGCUGGGUAAAGAUGGCUGUGUAGCAACAUUAGCAGCCAUAUUGACCUCUGUUCCAAAGACUCACUGGGCAAAGAUUAAGUUCAUCAUGGAAAUAUUAGCCCUCCUUACCAAAGCAACAAAUGUGAGCCCCCGACUAGCAGCCAUUGUGAGGGCCAAUGGCCAAAAGCUCCAGUCCCUUCUUAAUUAUUUCUUUGAAAGCAAUGUCAUUCGGUUAGUGAGGGAGACUGGACUCCAGCGAGUUUUGUCCAUUUUUGAUGGAUGGGAAAAGAUUGAACGUCGUCACCAGAUCAAAAUCCUCAAGAGUAUCCUGGGAACACUCUCUCAUAUGUGUGAUUCUAAACAUGGUCGUAAAGCUGUUAUGGCUCUCAAUGGAGUAGAGAUAACUCAACGUUUCAUUCAGUCAUGCCCAGCAGAUAAGAAAUUCGAUAGUGCCCUUGCCAGUGCAACAAACGUAUUUUUGAAAUGUAUCAGUAAAGGGGAACUGCCUGUAUCCUCUACACGUGGAGCAUUUAAAUUCCAGGUGGCAAACAGAGAGGAAUCCGAUUCUACUGCAGCAUUGUCCCGUGAAGCCACACCGGGUUUGGAUGCAGAUUCUUCUGAAGAUGAACUUGAGGAUGAAAUGGAAGAAGAGGAGGAGGAAUUUGAUCUUUCCCGAGAGAUGAAAGGGGUUGACUUGUCAUCAGAAUAUUCAGUUGAAAGGCCCCGAACAGAGGAGCUUGUUCGCCUGGCUCCACUAUUCCCUGAAUUGUCAAACUAUAAAGUCCAAUCUGGUACAAGAUUCAAGGAUAUAACACUGGAAGCUAGAAGAGGCAAUGUAAAUGACUCCUCUCCUGAUGCUGGUACUGACUAUUACCUAAGAGCUUCUGACAGCACAAAGAGCAUCAUCAGCUUUGUUAAAGUUGCCUACCCUGACAUGAUCGGUGCAAGAGGUCCCAUGUACCUUGAGGAGUUAUAUGACAAGGAUAGGAAAGUGUGCAGGAGUAAAGCUAUUGCCACUGUAGAACGUGUACUUCACCCAGAAAUUUAUUUGGAACGUGUUGUAUAUGAUCUUGACUACUUGUUAGAGUCAGAACACUCAAGACAACUUAUUACACCGGCUAGUUCAUCCUCCAGAUCUUUGAGUAAUUGGGAUGAAAAGCGUGUUGGCAAAAAGGAUGUCACAGUUAAUCACCUGAAUUUUGAGUCAAGAUUUGAAAGUGGCAAUCUUCGGAGAGUUAUCCAGGCCUCCAAUACUGAGUAUGACUUGAUUCUCAAUGCUGAUGUCAAUUCAUCACAUCACCACCAGUGGUUCUAUUUUGAAGUGAGCAACAUGGAACCAAAUACUCAAUAUACAUUCAAUAUCAUCAAUAACGAAAAACCUAAUAGUGAAUUCAACUUUGGUAUGAAACCAGUUAUGUUCAGUGUGAGGGAGGCCCUGCUGGGACGCCCUGCUUGGGUGCGCACUGGAUCUAACAUCUGUUACCACAAGAAUCACUACUCGAGAAUUCCGAAAUGUCAUGAUAAUGUUCGGUUUAAGAAAUCUGCCAACAAGUCCUACUACACGGCCACCUUUACUGUAACCUUUCCACAUGCUUACGAUGUCUGCUACUUGGCAUACCACUAUCCUUACACCUAUACUCAGUUACAGGCCUAUCUCAGCAAGUUGGAUAACCGAAAUCUGCCAAGUGAUAUCUUCUACUGCAGUCAGCUGUUAUGUCACACUCUCAAUGGCAAUCCCGUCCCCCUGCUGACCAUUACUAGUAAAGAUACAAAUAAAACCAAGGAGGUUGUUUUUCUAACUGCUAGAGUCCACCCUGGGGAGAGUAAUUCUUCAUGGGUAAUGGAGGGUGUUGUGGAUUUUAUCCUUGGUGGAUCUGUUGCUGCCCGUCUCCUCCUCGACAAGUUUGUUUUCAAGAUUGUUCCUAUGCUUAACCCAGAGGGCGUCAUUCAUGGAAAUCAAAGGUGUGGCCUGACAGAUGAAGAUCUAAACAGAAGAUGGCGCUCACCCAACCCUCAGUUACAUCCGACCAUAUAUCAUUCUAAGUCAUUGCUUGAGUACUUAGUGCAUGUCGCCAAGCAAAAAGUGCGAGUGUUUUGUGACUUCCACGGUCACUCAAGGCAGAAGAAUGUGUUCAUGUAUGGAUGCUCUCGCCUGCAGUCAUGGUGGCCAGGGGACAAAGACACUCCAGAUAGUCCUGAUUUUAUGCUACUGCCCCGCUUGGCUCAGAAUUGUAUGGGCACUUUUUCUCUGCGAGAUUGCCAUUUCCAAAUAGAACGGGCAAGGGAAGCAACUGCUCGUGUGGCAGUUUGGCGUCAGUUUGAUAUUCCUAUGUCCUAUACAAUGGAAGCAUCAACAUGUGGCUGUGAUCAGGGACCCUAUAAGAACUAUCACCUUAGUCCAAAGGAACUUAUAGAAUCAGGUGAAGGAUUUUGUUUGGCUCUUUCAUAUUUAGUAUCUACACCAGAGGUCCUUAAUUCAAGAUUAUUGCAAGACUCAGAAAGAGUUGACCCUAAGUUUGGAAUGACCAAGGAGAGAAACCUUGGUGAUUUUACCAAAGAAGUUGCCUUUUGGAGUGGAGAACUGGACGAUGAUCUUGAUUCAGAUGAUGACCUUGACCUUGACUUGUAUGGUCCUAUGUAGUGCAAUGUCACUGGUCAACCUUUUUUUACAUGCCCAAAGGCUCAUUUAGUUUUUUACAAAGAAAAAAAAAGUAAGUGAAUUUUGCAAAUUUAAGUUUAUCUUAACCAUUUUGUAAAGAUUAGUAUAACACCACAAUCUUCAGUGAAGUGUUAUUACUAUAUUGUAAGGCUGCUCAGAAAAUUUUGUCCACAAUUUCCCCUAGUUGAUUUAAUUAAUCUUAUUGAUGAUAAUUUGAAUUUUCCACAAAAUUUCAACAGCAUAAAGCAAGAUUUUCCAAAAUUUAAAAUGUGAGGUCCAUUAUUAUAUAAAUAAGUGUAAAAACCUGUGUAAGGGAAUAUCUUAACAAAGCUCUAUAUUAGCUUAGAUGAGGAAUACCGUUUGAUUGUAGAAUACAAAAUGUAUUGCAGACAGUGGAUAAUUGCUGCUCAAGGUGCUGUAAAUUUGAAAGUUACAACAAUGCUACAACUACAUGAAUUUAUGAAUGAUAUGACAAAUUUUUAAUCAAUUUGUAUUUUUCAUAGCUAACAAACCUGAGGUCUUAACAAUAGGAUAAAUCUUCUCGCACCAGCUAGAAUCUGCUUAAAAACAAUAAAAGAUUUUAUAGCAAGGAAUAUUGUUCAUGAGUCUACCAUACCAACGCCUUUUGCAAGACUUUUUAAGAAAAUUUUAUAGUUAAUAGGAAGCCAGUGACUGGUCCAUUAAAGUUUAUAGUACAGUACACUGUAGUAUGGCAUAUGCAAAGUAUACAUACUACACAAGAUUCUCAUUUGGUUUUUCUAGAAAACAUUGACAUUGAAGGUCAUAUUUGUAUGGUUGUAGGUCCAUCUCAAAACAUUCGACAAAGGAGUCAUUCAAUACAAUAAACAGACUAUUCAAAGAUAAAUAACAUCACUCAUUUCCUGGAAAGGAAUUGAUUGCAAAAAUGUGUUAUCCAUUAAAAUUAAAAUUACAUUUCUUGACCUUGAAGGGAAAUUAUUUACCAAUUUCAGUUUUAUGGCUUGGAAGCUUUAUAUUGGUGACAAAAAGCAAAAGAAUAUACUUUCACUACAAUAAUCUUGAACCCUGUAGUAAGAAAAAAAAAUUUUCCCAUAAAAAUUAAUUUUUUUAUUAACUAGUUUUCAAUGAAGAAAAGACAAUUGUGUGAAUUUGAACUAUCAUUUCUAUAGAAAUAAAACAUUCAUGUCAUAAUUACCUUCUUACCUAUUCAAUCAUACUUUACCACAUACACCUAUAGAUUUGCAUACACUAAAGUAUUUCAAUUAUUGUUUUGAAAGUAUGCCAAUUAUUAUUUUGAGAGUAUGCAAGAACAUUUGACCAACCUAAAGGCAACCUAGCUAGAUUUAUUUGGUACUUACAUGUAGCAUUCUGAAUCUAUACUGCAAGAAAAAAGCAAAGUGAAAUGUAUAUACUGAGCUUCUACAUUCACAUCAUGAUUUAAAACACUAGCAGGCUUAACAUACUACGUACCAAGGAAAAUUUAUAUGAAGUGGUGUGCACAGUUGCACAAGUAAACUAUUAAAGAUAUUGUGUAUAAACCACAUUGAAUGUACACCUAUCUCCAAUCCUGCUACAAUUGGUUACAAGUCCCCAAUUCUGGACAAUGAAAAGUACAAUAAAUAUACUACAUACAGUGCUGGUCACAGCACUGAUGUAACUAUUAAAAGUAAGAAUCCAGCAAUGAUGUACAUCGACUGUCAAUUUUAGCUUGACUAGGAAAUGCGGUUUUAAAUACACACACACACUGCACCUGAACUUCUUAAAUUGAAAAUAUGUGGCCUUUAAUUCACUUUACAUUAUGUAAUGUUCAUUAAGCCACAAAUCUGUUCUUAUUUCAUGCAAUACAAUAAUACUAUAUUGUUACAUGUGCCUUAACCUGACAAAAUAUGAUGCUAUAUUUCUCACAAGAAGCUGGUUAUACUGUACAGUAAUUGUACAGGUGAAACUUAAACAUAAAUUUACUUUUCAUAGGAUAUAGGUUUUAUUCACAAUCUACAUAGUAUUCAUACAAUCACCAACAAAAUUUACCAUGAUAGAAAUACUAUUGAUAACCAGCUGCUAGAAUUACUAUACUAAAAUUAUAAGUAAUUUUUUUAUUUCUCUUGAUCACCUUAUACUAACAGGAAAUUAGUUAUACUAAAGUCCCCAGGAGUUCAGCAAAAUUUGUUAGAGUUAACAUAAAUGUUUGGAGGGUUUUUUUCCCAACAUUUAAAUUUCCUUCAAUGCUCAUUACAAAAUUGUAAAGAUAAUGGCAAAAUUAAAAAAACUUAAUUGGUACUCAUUCCUCACUAGCUUUAUUACAUUUGUUACCCCUUGCAUAUCGUGAUUGUGGCCUGAAUUAUUAGACAAUGUAUAUUGUACCCCGUACAAAUUUCAAGAAUCAAAAUAUGUACGGUACGUAUACGGAAUGGAAAAAAUAUACCUGUGUACUAAAUUUUCUUUUUUAGAUGUCAAUUCAAAUGCUGUUGAAUUAUAUGGAAACAGACUUUUCAUAGCAUUACUCCUCAAGGGGGAUAAUGAUUAAAAUCAGAUCUAUCUGGCAAUAGCAAAAACUAAUAAAAAAAAAUAAAAAAAAAAACUGGCCACAGCUGUCACCCUUGCUGGCAUGAUUUUACCCUUGGUUAAAGACUGAAUAACAAAAAUGAUAACUUUCUGGCAAAAAAAAAA